Messenger RNA from Eruca vesicaria subsp. sativa (arugula), 2162 nucleotides. The record is from the annotation of a GenBank genome assembly. Lineage: Eukaryota; Viridiplantae; Streptophyta; Magnoliopsida; Brassicales; Brassicaceae.
GUAAACAUAUAAGUUUGUGUGAUUAUUCUAUAAGCCGGAAAGGAUGGCACGGAGGCGGUGGGAAGCUUCGGAUAGUAUCAGCUCAGCUAAUUCUUCACCUGCGAUGUCUCCUUCGCAUCGCAGCGUAGGAGGGGGAAUCACAGGCAGAGGCACGCUCCGGAAGCAAAACGCAGCCGAGCUACUAGCUAAAGUCAUGGAGAAACGUGACUACGAUUAUGAUUACGACGACGACGACGAACACGAAGAUCUCUACCAGGUCCAACUUCCGCCUCUCUCUCGGGAUCGAAGACGAGAUGAUAAUCGAAUCGGCAAGGGAACCGUCAGAGGUAAACCGGCUCAGGCGGUUAGACCGGUCUUAAUCCCGCCUAAGUUUGACGAUGAAUCCGACGGUGAUGAACCGGUGAAGAUUCCUCCAAAGAAUGUGGCGGUUAAACCAAUCAGACUCCCGCUUAAAUUUGACGAUGAGAUCGACGGUGACGAAACUGCAGCCGAUUUUCCAGUGAGGAUUCCUGAAAAGAAUGUUAGUGGUCAGAAAGAAGCUCCGGCGGUGAAUCCGAUCGCACUAUCUCCGCCUAAGUUUGACGAUGAAGUUGAUGGAGACGAAGUGGUGGUGCAGGAUCAAGAGGAGAUUCCUCAAAAGAACGGUAGUGCUGCACUCAGGGUUAGAGUUCCGGCGUAUUCGCGUCGGAAUCCGAUUGAGGAUUCUGAGCUGAACGGAGAUAGGAAAGUCAAUGUUCAGUUUGACGUGCCGGCGAAACAAUCGGAGGCUCAGUUAAAGUAUAAGAAAAGUUUCAGGUUUAGCUCUGCAGACAAUUUAUCACAGGAGGAAGAUGAUCGAGAAGCUUCGGCCUUGCGUGAUGAAUUAGAUAUGCUUCAAGAAGAAAAUGAUAAUAUACUGCAUAAGCUCCAACGCGCUGAAGAAAGACGUGAAGCAGCAGAAGCAAGGGCUAAAGAGCUAGAGAAACAGAUUGCUUCUCUAGGUGAAGGUGCAAAUUUUGACGUCAAGCUCUUGAAGAGGAAAGAAGCAGCAUUGCGUCAAAGAGAGGCAGCAUUAAGGGCUGCUGAACAGAAGAGAGAUGGAAGAAGCAAGGAAACUGAUGCAUUUUGUGCAGAACUUCAGAGCUUAAAAGAUGAAGCAGAUAAGGCCGUGGAACAGCUCCAGGACGCUCAAGCUGAAACAAAGUCUCUUCGGACAAUGAUACAUAGAACGAUUUUGUCUCACGAAGAAAUGGAGGAAGUUGUUCUAAAGAGAUGCUGGCUUGCUCGUUACUGGGAACUAGCUGUUCAACACGGAAUUUAUAAGGAUAUAGCUCCAUCAAGACAUGAACAUUGGUCAGCUCUAGCUCCUCUUCCCUUUGAAGUUGUCAUUUCAGCGGCCCAGAAGCCUGAAGACUCCUGGCAGACAGAUGGUAGCGAUCGCACUUGGAGCAAAGUCGUUAGUAAAUUCAGUGAUGCAAAUGGAGACGGAAACAUAGAGAGUAUGCUUGCUGUUGAAGCGGGUUUGCGUGAGAUAGCAUCCUUGAAGGUCGAGGAUGCUAUAAUGCUUGCAUUUGCCGGGUUCAGACAAAGGCAUGUGGUCCGACAAUCCGACACUGAUCCCAGGGUGCAAGGGGAACCCAAGUUUGCCGAAGCAUUUGAGUUGAGUCACGAUGAGCAACAGGAUAUUCUCUUUAAAGAGGCAUGGCUGAUGUACUACUGGAAAAGAGCUAAAAUCCACGGAGUGGAAAGUGAUAUCGCAGAAGACCGUCUUAAGUUCUGGAUCAGCCGUAUCGGAGAACAGCCAACAUCACAUGAUGCAGUUGAUGUGGAACGAGGUAUGAGGGAGCUAAGGAAACUUGGAAUAGAACAACAACUGUGGGAAGCAUCUCGCGCACAACUCACUGACUCCACUUUUAUUCCUUCUCUUUCCGUUUCUGACUCUUGCGAUGAGUGAUGAGUGACGACCAGUUUUAGUCUCCUCUCUGCAAGUUAUGACACACACACACAUACACACAAAGGUUAUCGUCAUCAUUAACAUCUCAUCACUCUUCCAAAGUGUAUAUGCUUUGCUUUCAGACUUGUGCCUCUUGUUGGGCUUUAUGUUGUUACUUGUAUAACACUCUUCUUUUUCAUUCCUUAACCAAAAUCUAAUAAAAAUAUGGUUUGGUUCGGUUAAGAACAAG